GUUGCACUCCCUGCUCCAAAGGUUGGGUCUACUUUGCCAAUUCCUGCUACUUCUUCUCCAAGAAGAGUGUGAAUUCCUGGGCCAGUGCCCAGAGGUUCUGCUCCACCCUGGGCACAAACCUGCUCCAAGUGGACAGCAACGAGGAGAAGGUCAGGGGGGACAGGGAUCCAGGUGCCCCCAGG
Molecule: messenger RNA, 182 nt
Organism: Acanthisitta chloris (rifleman)
Lineage: Eukaryota; Metazoa; Chordata; Aves; Passeriformes; Acanthisittidae
Product: C-type lectin domain family 7 member A-like
Exons: 1
Biological process (GO): cellular response to molecule of fungal origin
Molecular function (GO): (1->3)-beta-D-glucan binding
Source: RefSeq, a predicted model, not a curated record